This is a messenger RNA of Penicillium diatomitis, 321 nucleotides long. RefSeq lists its product as uncharacterized. NCBI's taxonomy places the organism in Eukaryota, Fungi, Ascomycota, Eurotiomycetes, Eurotiales, Aspergillaceae. The transcript has a single exon. The record is from RefSeq and is a predicted model, not a curated record. Bases 1 to 321 code for a protein of 106 amino acids.
AUGAGACCGUCCAGUAUCUUCCUCGCCGCGCUGGCGCCUGCCGCCGUACUAGCCGACCCUCUGUCCCACGCGGACCAUGGUCUCGUUCACAACGCCAACAGUCUGCUCCAGCGCGCGCCGUUUGCCACGAUACCGGAAUCCUACAAGGAUCAUCUGUCCGAUGCAUCUGCACACACGAUUGAGAAGAGAGAGCCCCUGGACAAACGUGCCGUUCGGAACACCCUCCAGGCGCGCAGUGAAGGCUCUCUCGGCCAGACCCCAUGGAUUGGCAUGGCUAUCGGUCUGACUUGCACAGCAUUGGCUGCGGUCAUGCUGGGUUAA